Molecule: messenger RNA, 795 nt
Organism: Dipodomys ordii (Ord's kangaroo rat)
Lineage: Eukaryota; Metazoa; Chordata; Mammalia; Rodentia; Heteromyidae
Gene: Leutx
Product: leucine twenty homeobox
Exons: 4
Coding region: 1-795 (264 amino acids)
Biological process (GO): regulation of transcription by RNA polymerase II
Cellular component (GO): nucleus
Molecular function (GO): RNA polymerase II cis-regulatory region sequence-specific DNA binding; DNA-binding transcription factor activity, RNA polymerase II-specific
Source: RefSeq, a predicted model, not a curated record
AUGAGGCCACAGGAAGGAGCAGGGCCCAGGUCCUUGGAGCAGGCUCAAGCAGCAGGACCCCAGGCGGAGGCUUGUCAGAAACGUGUCCUGUGCAUCCUCUCGGCAGACAAGGCGCCAGCUCCUCGCCGGAGACGCACAAAGUUCACGGAGCACCAGCUGUCUGAGCUGAGAAAGUUCUUCUCAAUCACCCAGCACCCCAGAUGGGAGAACAUCCAGGCCCUGGCCUUACAGCUGCAGCUGGACCAGUCAGUGGUGAAGGCUUGGUUUAAGAACCAAGUGUCCAAGUUGAAGAAGCAGCAGCAGCAGCAGCAAGAGGAGGGACGGCCUGUAAACCCGGAAGCCCCUCAGGACCAGGCCAACAAUAAGAUGCAGGUCCCCUGGGCCUGUGCCCUCAGCCCCCAGCAGCCUUCCAGAAUCUGGGUCCCCCAAGGCCCAGAGCAGGCCCAACAGGCUGCAGCGUCCAGUUUCCCGCCAGCGUCUCAGUCCGUGGAUGAUUUGGAGGUGUCCUGGACCGAUCCUCUUCCCUACAGCACAGAAGAGCUUGCUGACAUCUAUGAUGUGUCUGGGGACGAAGACCCCUCCAGCCUGGAUGAGUAUCUUCCUGGGGAACCUGCAUUGCUAGGCACAAACAACCCCAAUUUUAUACAGAAUCCUCGCCACCAUCGCCCGAGCAUCCACAGCCCCCGGGGCACCCCGACCCCCGCCGGUGCCCGCCGGGCCGCAUCGCGCUCCCCGCGGCUUCCGAUAGCCCUCAGGCCCCAAUCAGUGCAGGCCUCACCCGCCCCAGCUGGGUAG